AUGUGGCUGCUGAAGAAAAACCUGCUCUGCUGGCUGCUCCUGUCAGCCAUAUUGGUGAAAACGGUUUACUGCGUCCCAACGGCAGCCGUUACUGAGGCGGACGACGAGAACGAUUCCGAGUGGGACGAGGACGAGGAGUCUUCCGAGGCGGACGACGACGGAAGGGUUUACAAGAAUCCCAGGAAUUCGCCGUCCACCGAAUGCCCGCGGGACGAGGAACAGGCGACGUUACUGGGCCAGAAAUGUUUGAGGAAAUGUUCGUCGGACGAGGACUGCAAGAGCAAGAAGAAGAAAUGUCUGUGUGAUGGAGCUUGCGGUAUGUCCUGCAUCAAACCGGAUCGCGAAUGUCCCGACCUAGCGCAGCCUAGUCUGGGGUCCGUAACGCUGUCCGGGAAGCACUUUGGUUCUCGUGCCACCUACACCUGUCCCCACGGGUAUCACGUGGUCGGGUUGCAGAGUCGCCUGUGUCAAGCGGACGGAAGCUGGGCUGGUAGUGAACCUGUUUGCAAGCAGAAUAUCUACUGUCUGGAACCACCGACUAUCGAGCACGCGAGACAUUCGGCCCUUCCCGAGCAGGCCACGUUUGAUCUGGACUCGACGGUGCAGUACCACUGCCAUACCGGAUAUGCUACGGCCGGCUUUCCUCGAGCCAAGUGUCUGGCAGUCGACGGACAGGCUAGCUGGUACGGACCGGAUAUAUCGUGCGAGCCACGCUCCUGCGGACAACCACCGGAUCCGGCGCAUGGCUGGCAUGCCGGAGAAAGCUACACGUUCGGCGGAAAGGUCACUUACCACUGUGGCGAAGGGUACGAGCUGGUCGGAAGAGCCGAACGCUACUGCCAAGCCGAUGGAUCGUGGACUCCGAAGGAACUGCCGACCUGUGUUCUGGUCACCUCGGUGCAAUGCCCUUCGCCGGAGAACCCACGCAACGGAAAGGCGAUCUACACCAGCACCUCGUACAACUCGGUCGUGAGCUACGAGUGUCGCUAUGGCUACACACUGGUCGGUGAAAGUUCCCGUCGCUGUGGAGCGGAUAAGCGUUGGACUGGCACACUUCCUGCGUGUAAAGAGAUCAACUGUGGCCAUCCGGGAACGCUGUACAACGGAUGGUUGGAAAACAUCGAGAGUGGAACAGGGCUCGGAGCGAGCAUCAUCUUCCGCUGCCAUCCGGAGAUGCUGCUGGUGGGCAACACGUCCUCGGUGUGCCAAAUCGAUGGCCGUUGGCGGUACCCACUACCACAGUGUCUCGCACCCUGCGUCGUUCCGUCGAUCUCGCAAGGACAGGUCAUCCCGAUCGAGUUCGAUAUCGAUGUCAAUUCGACGACGGUGGUACCGACUGCGGGGGGAAGUGGCAGUAGCAGCACCAGCAGUUCGAAAGUAAAGCAUGGCACCGUGUUGGAGGUGAUCUGCGACGAACACUACGAGUUCCCGUUCUCUUCCCUCUCGCCACCGACGUGCAAUAACGGCACGUGGAGCGUGAUUCCUCGGUGUGCUCCGGCUCGCUGCAAGACGAUGCCUAAGCCACCCAAGUUCGGCAUGGUACUGGCACCGAAGACCGAGCACGGUAUGCGGGCGCGGUUCAAGUGCAAGGACGGAUACAACCUGACGGCACCGGGUGGGAAACCGAUCCCGGAUCCGAGCAACUACGUGCUCAUCUGUUCGUUCGGCAACUGGACCGGCGAGAUGCCGCAGUGCACGGAAGUGUACUGUCAGUUCCCGGGUUACAUUCCCAACGGGAAGGUGUUGCUGGUUGGCAACAUGGGCCUGUACGACUAUCGCCCGUAUGUGCGGAAGGUUAUCAACAACAAGCAGAUCAUGUACGAAUGCGACAAAGGGUACGUAAUCGACACGGGCCCACCGGGUGCGACCUGUAUUGGUGGCAAGUGGAGUCCGGUAGAGCUGCCGAUCUGCAUCCCUGGCCAGCAUCCCCGGCUAAGGUGGAACCGUCGGCGACGAUCGUUGGAUCUACGGCGUCGUUUCAAUCGAUCCAAUCAUCUGAAGCAACACUACCGGUAUCUUAUGCGCCAGCUGGAGGAACACGACGCCUACCGGCGUGCACCUGAAUACCCACCGCACGUGUUAACCAAGCGAUCAUCCGCGAUCGGAUCUGGUGCCCUGUACCGGGGACAGCUGAGACCACAUAAGCGACACUACACCUUUGACGACUUUCAACGGCUGCGGGCAAAGCGUAGCCUCGAGGCUGUGGUUCGAAAUGAGGCGAUGGUACGUGGCGCUCAUCACACCCAACCGAUGGUACGUGAACGACGCGACCUAUCGGAAGACGACAAGGCGUACAGCAAGUACUAUGAGCGCCUCAAGACUAAGUACCGGAACUACGUGCAGAACUUACUCGGGUUCAAUAAGGCACGUACGUUGCCUACGAACGACGGUAUUCACGUGCAGGAUGGUCGGUGGCAUUCGUAUCCGCCAGAAUCGGACACGGACAAUAACCGUAAUCGGGGUGUGCAGAAUGGGCGUGAUGGGGAUGGUCCGGAACGUUCUAUCGCACCGACACACCAUAGUCCAACCACUAGACGACCGAGACCGCUGGGGCGGAAGGGCAAAAACGGUAACAAGACGCGCCGACCGAAGGUUCAGCCGCCUAUAACCAUCCCGGACAUCAACGAGCAAUCACGCUAUCGGUUGGACUUUAUCGAGAGCGCUGAAGUCACUCCCAAUCGCACCAUUGCGGACCAUCUGAACGAGAACGACAUCUAUAGCAACUACUUUCCACCGCCGCUAACCGGUCGGUAUCACACGAGCUGGCAGUUUGCUUCCGAGGUUACGCCGGGCCACCAUCGGCCCGAGGGAAACCAGUACCGAGGUGGUGCAGUAGGGAACGUGUACUCACAUUCGCGCCGUAAUCGUACCGAGCUGUUGGAGGACGAAAACCCGCGCGCCCUCAUGGAGAAGUUGCAGUCACAGAUUAUACGAAGGCGCAAGCGUGAUACGCAAGCAAAGGAUCUUGGAGGUGGUGGUCAAGGUGGCCUGCACACGGUGGAGGAUUCCAAGCGAGGCCAGAAGGAACGUAGCCGGAAGGCGGCCGGCUCUGGGAACGCGACCGACGCCGAUGGUCUCGAUCCGGCGAAGAAGGUGAAGUUCAAGGGACCUUGUGAGCCGCUGGCGAGUGAAUCGUACGCUCAGCUGGAGAUUGUGCGACCUGGCAAGGAUCCGAAUGAGACGUUUGGACCGGGUACGAUCGUGCGCGUUCACUGCACGCAGGGAUACGUCUCGAACAUUGUCAAUCCGAAUGCGACGGCCAAAUGUGUGCGAGGUCGCUGGAAGCCCACCAAGCCGACGUGCAGCAUGAAGCCCUGCUUUGUGCCGUCGACUGAGCAUGGUAAAUAUUACGACGCCGCAGUUGAUCUGACGACCCUGGACACGGUAAAGCCGACCACGGCCGCCCUCACUCCGAUGGAGACGAUCGAGAAUGGGAAAAUGAUAAACUUCCAGUGUGACCAUGGCUACAACACGCAGGGACCUUCUAAUUUGCGAUGCUGGAAUGGCGAUUGGGCGGUCGUUUCGUUACCGGAGUGCUUGCCCGCACCCUGCGUUCUUCCGCCGAUCAUGCAUGCGAUGUAUCAGGGUGGAUACCGGGCAGGUCUGACGAUUGCGCAUGGCAGUUCCGUCAUGAUUCAGUGCGAAAGCGGAAUGGGAAACAGCGCCCCGGUGCAAAUGGACUGUGCCCUUGGAUCGCUGACGCCGGAAACGAUCAACUGUGGGUACAUUUCAUCCCGGAAGUCGCGCGACGACGACUCGAGCUCCAUCAUCGUGCUCGAUGGCAAUAACGUCACCUCGUCGGAGGACGAAAACGAUGGGCGUGAGUGUGGACCGCCGGGCAAGAUCCACGGCUCGCUGGUGUACAAAAAUGGCGAGCAGAUGGACGAGGGCAGCGACGAGGGCUUCCCGUCCGGUACGGAAAUCACGUUCGAUUGCAUCGCCUCGAUCACCGGCGAGCAGACGACGUGGAAGAUCAUCUGCGAGGAUGGCCAGUGGAUUGGACGCUCGAUGAAUUGCGAGGACGACGACCCGCUGUACCACCGGAUGCCGUCGGCCAACGGGUCGUGCAUGUUCCGCAACAACGAGCCGCACGUGGUAAGCUUCUACAACGACCUGGAGAUACGGGAGGAUAUCGUGGAGUUUCCGCCGGGCACGACGAUCAUCUCAAGAUGUGUGGACAUAGGAAAGUACGCCAUGAUUGGAACCAGCGUGCGCACGUGCGUUCGGUCGGAGUGGAGCGGGCAGAAACCGUCGUGCUUUGGAUUGAACCAGGAGAACGAUUAUGCAAUGGAAAAACCUCCAACCAUUUUGAUACGCCACCAGAACGGACCAAUCGCACAGAGCAACGACGGUAAGCUGAUCGUGUAUCCGGGCACAACGGUGCAUCUGGAGUGCUUGUGGAUGCGUCGGUUCGGCAAUCCGCGGUGGAAUGUUAGCCACGAUUACAGGAAAUAUCCAGAAGGAUGGAGCUCGGACGAAGGUCGUGAUCCGCAGCUAGAGUUUCGAAUCAGCAUCAUACACGCGGUGAAGGACGAUUCCGGUAGUUUCACGUGUGUGACACCGGCUCGACACACGCACACCGUGGAAGUGGUGGUGAAGGACGUUCAUUGCAACGAAAUCCAGGUCCGGCGAGGGUUGUCGGCAAGCACGAGCGAAACGAUGAUGGGAACGCGCGUCACGUUCUCGUGCACCAACGGAAAUGCACUGAUCGGUACGCCGGAAAUCACGUGUCUACCGAGCGGCAACUGGAGUGCGCCCUUGCCCGUCUGCGAGAGUGUCGAGUGUGGCGAGGUGCCGAUACAGCCGAGCAGCAACGGGUCGGCUCCCCGGGUUGCCAUCCUGUCGCGGGAGGUCGGAGGACGGGCGGCAUUCUCCUGCCCACCCGGAUAUGGUCUUCGGGGUCCGAGUGAAGCGAUCUGCCUACCAACCGGCGAGUGGGGUGGUCCGUUUCCGAGUUGCGUAGAGGUCCAAUGCUUCCACCCGGGGGCGCCCCAGAACGGAUACGCACAAGGGACUCCACCGUAUCGGGCCGGCGACGUGGUCCAGUUUAACUGCAACCCGGAGUACAUGAUGCAGGGUCAACCGAUCAUAGCCUGCCAGGACAAUGGCCGCUGGUCGGGUGGACUUCCGAAGUGUGUGCAAGCGUGCUCGUACCCCGGCACCGCCAUCAGCGGACGCAUGUCGUCGGUGAAGUUCUACUACUCGAUCGGCGAAAGCAUCACGUUCACGUGUGACGCCGGGCUGGAGCUGCGCGGUGCGAAGAUGCUCAAGUGUCUCAAGAACGGCAAGUGGUCGAACGCCAUCCCGACCUGCGUCAACCCGGACGCGCUGAACCAGCGCAGUGACGCCCGGCGACUCUUCAAGCGGGAGCAGAACUAAGGCGGGCGGGCCCAAGGACCAACGCGCCUCCCCCCCCCCAAACAAAGUAUCGGUUUCGAGAGUUGAUUUGUGGUGUGUGUGUGUGAAGGACGGCUCCUUCGCUGGAAGUAGGAAGGAAGUAAAGUAAAAAAAAAGAAAACAAACAACCGGGUCAGCAUGGCUGACCACGAGCGUGAGCGGGAGAACGACGUAAUCGGGAUUUGAUCUUGUUGAACUGUUGGCCGUGUUCGGGGUUUUCUUCCGUUUCCUGGACAAACCUUCUAUAGCUUCUAUCGGCAAUCCAGGGGAUUGCCCACCCCCCCCACACAAGGUACAUCCAUAGCCCAUCGAAUAGGACGUUAAUGCAUUGAUGAACAUUAUUCUCAUAAUAUACACAGGGAAGGAAUUGCGAUUGUUUGGGGUAGGUAGGGAGCACCAGCACCAGUUCCAAGGGUGCGCACACGAUGUGGUAUAGCUACUUAAUAAAGGAAAAGACAAAGUAUAGAGACUACCAACCAUUGCAUUGCGAUUUCAUGAACCGGUUUGAAUUAUAGGCGUUCUGGAUGUGGGAUGCAACACUGCAUGUAAUCGAAGGGGAGCCAAUUUUCCACCGAACACUUGUGACGAGGUGGCCAACCACCGUUCGCAACAUUGUUGCUGCUGUUGUGCUUAAGUAGGCAGCUUCCCUGAGGGUGCGCCGAUGCAAAUGGGCGCUUGUAAAUCACAACCAUAAGCGACCACGCAUGAGAGCAUCUCGUUUAAACACUGAAUCAUUAUUACUCACAAAUGAAGCAAUUAAAAACCAAGCAUAUAAACAUACAUUUACCCAUAUCAGCCGAUGCAAGGGAAGGGCGUUGCGGCAAUAAGCGUUGGGGCGUAAUUUAGCGAGAAAAGAGCAUUGUUUUGAGUUUGUCGCAAGGAACCGGAACUGGGUGCUCUGAUCGGUUAAGAACGUAUUUAAUGACAUUGCUAUCGUUUAGUUUGAUUUGUUUCCGUUUCCACAGCGGGGGUUGGUUCGCCUCAGUAGGCGACGAUUCUGGCGAUGCGUUGCUCCAACGCGUGUUACACCGGAUGUGCAUUGGGCCGCCGGGGACAGCUGGGGAUGAUGUAUUGGAUAGCGUUCGGCGAAGGACACCCGUGUCAUCCGUUUUAAUUACAGACAUUGCUGCUUCUGUUGCCGGUGCCGCUGAUGAUGACGAUGAUGAUGAUGAUGAUGAUGGAUUACAUGCACCGGUUGCUCUGACGAGGCUUUGAAAUAACUAAAUUGAUGCACAUUUAAUUGUAUAUCGAUAUCGGCGUUUGUUGGUUGAUUGGUUGCGUUUGAGCCAGUUUUGCUGAAUUCUAUUUUGCAACAGAUUGGUAGGAAUCAUUUGUUGUAGGUGUAAUUGUUCUUUUUUUUUUCUUCCCGCGUCUUUUUCCUGGUAGCAAACUAAACGGUUAGCAACCAUUUGCAUAUCGAUUCCCUCUCCGCCCAUACCGAUACAUCGAUCGCGUUUUGAAUCAUUGUGUAUGGUUGAUUAUAUUUAUUGGGAUGCCACCGCAGGACCUCGUCUCACCGCGGCAGGAAAAUGCCACCAAUUGGUACGCUGAUGGGUGGUAUGAAUAAUAAUAAUCGACAACUGACUCCAUCGCAAAUGUUCCGCGAUCGAUUGAAUCGCAAAUUGAAACGACGACGAAUCGUGCGUGUGUAUGUGUGGUACAAGAGUGGUACAAAAAAUUGCAUAAUUGAAAUCCAUCGGCACAAUCAAGCUGCGCUUUAUGCUUUCGCGUACCACAAACGUAACAUUGAUGAUAAUUUAUGCAUCACUCAAUUGCAGCAAAAUCAUGCGUUUGGUUUGGUUUUUGCGUGUUUCUCGUCUGUUGCGUUAUUCACGAAUGUAACUUGGUUCGCAAAUGGGGAGGGAAAAUGUUUUCCGUUGGAAGGAACACGGAAUAGCUUAUUUUGUCAAUUUUCAUUAGAUGGCGUUUUUUGCUGCUGUUUGUGUGUAUUUUUCCUUUUUUUUAUUAUACACUCCCUCGUAGCACCAAAUGAUCAUAAUUUUACGCCACAAUAUUCAGCACAGUUAUGGUGAAGUUAUGCGCACAAUUGACCCCGUUUGUUCGCGUUAUAAAUGUCAACUGUAAAUAAUGCAGGUGGAAAUGUAUUGAACAUAUUAUAUAUUAUAUAU
This is a messenger RNA of Anopheles coustani, 7526 nucleotides long. RefSeq lists its product as uncharacterized. Gene Ontology annotation, cellular component: extracellular region. The transcript is spliced from 18 exons. The coding region runs from base 1 to 5379 and encodes 1792 amino acids. The record is from RefSeq and is a predicted model, not a curated record. Gene Ontology annotation, molecular function: peptidase inhibitor activity. NCBI's taxonomy places the organism in Eukaryota, Metazoa, Arthropoda, Insecta, Diptera, Culicidae.